Cuscuta campestris is the source of this 2072-nucleotide messenger RNA. Lineage: Eukaryota; Viridiplantae; Streptophyta; Magnoliopsida; Solanales; Convolvulaceae. The record is from the annotation of a GenBank genome assembly.
CUCAAGAAGAAUUCACUCGAUAAAAAUUCUCUGAAACAUUUCACACGUAUAGAAGCAAGCCACAGAUCUCUCCCAAAAUCUCAAAUUCCCCACAGUUUCGAAAAUUCGGGGGGGUUUUACACUUCAUUGAGACCUAGUUGAGGGCAAUGGAGUAAAGAGAUGACGAGGAGGAGGAGUUAAUCGAUGGGCAUGGCCAAGGCAUGGAGGCAUGGCGGCGGCGCGUUGAGUAACCUGACUGCUGUGGCGGCGGUGCAGCAUCGGCAGAAGCAGCAUUGGUUCCUCUCUUGCACCUCUUCGUGGAGGCGGUCAGUCUCCUGGACCGCCGUCUGCGGCGUUAUACUCUUCGCCUUGGGGUUGAUUUCGCUAUUCACUGGCCACGUCGCGACGAAUCUCGACUGGUACUCACAGCACGCCUGGUUCUUCCGACGGGAAAAGAGUAUUCGUGAACCCAUAGAUAUUUGGAAAUCAAAAUAUUCAAAAUUAUACUACGGAUGCAGCGACAGAGGUCCUGGUUUUGCUGGUCCUGUUAAGGAGCGAUCAUCAAAUGGGUACUUACUCAUUGCAACUAGUGGAGGGCUAAACCAACAAAGAACUGGAAUAACUGAUGCAGUGGUAGUUGCAAGAAUUCUAAAUGCAACUUUAGUGGUACCUGAGUUGGAUCACCAUUCAUUUUGGAAAGAUGAUAGUGAUUUUGUCAACAUAUUCGAUGUGAAUUGGUUUAUCAAUUACCUGGCCAAGGAUGUAACUAUUGUCAAGAGAGUCCCAGAGAAGGUUAUGAGAUCAAUGGAAAAACCCCCAUAUACAAUGCGUGUUCCUAGAAAGUCAGAACCAGAAUAUUAUUUGGAUCAAGUAUUGCCAAUACUCUUACGAAGACGUGUUCUUCAGCUGACAAAGUUUGAUUAUCGACUUACAAAUGAACUUGAUGAAGAGCUACAGAGGUUGCGUUGUCGAGUGAAUUAUCAUGCUUUAAGAUUUACCAAACCCAUAAGAAGUAUGGGUCAAAAACUUGUGAUGCGCAUGCGGAAGAUGGCAAAACGUUUUAUUGCUGUUCAUUUGAGGUUUGAACCUGAUAUGCUGGCAUUUUCUGGAUGCUACUAUGGUGGGGGUGAUGAAGAAAGAUACGAACUUGGUCAAAUAAGGAAACGAUGGGAUACAUUACCUGAAGCAAGCCCGGAUGAAGAGCGGAUGAGAGGGAAAUGCCCUCUGACACCACAUGAAGUUGGUCUAAUGCUGCGAGCAUUGGGAUUCGAAAAUGACACGUACCUUUUUGUUGCAUCCGGGGAAGUAUAUGGUGGAGAAAAGACUCUGCAGCCCCUAAGAGAACUGUUUCCAAACUUCUAUUCCAAAGAGAUUCUUGCCGGUGAAGAAUUAAUACCUUUCUCUCCAUAUUCUUCUCGCAUGGCCGCAAUUGACUACAUCGUGAGCGAGGAAAGUGAUGUCUUUGUCACCAACAAUAAUGGAAACAUGGCAAAGAUCCUCGCUGGUCGAAGGCGUUACAUGGGACACAAGAGAACCAUAAGGCCAAAUGCGAAAAGACUCAGCGCUCUGUUCAUGCAACGGGAGAAGAUGGAUUGGGAUGCGUUCGCCACAAAGGUCAAAUCAUGCCAGCGCGGGUUCAUGGGAGAGCCCGACGAGAUGAAACCUGGGCGUGGCGAGUUCCACGAGUACCCCGCCGCCUGCAUCUGUCGCCAACCGUUCAAGCUGUCCGACGACGCGAAUUCUACUCAAGAACACAUCAUCGAUGACCUCAGCGCAAAGAACAUGCAGGAAUUCACGAAAGUGAGUGAAGAGUCGAUGUCAUCUGUACUCCAAGAGAGUGACCAUGAGAAUGACCCAUUGUCUGAUUAACCCAAAAGGAAUCUACAAAGCAUCACUGGCCUUGAAAGGAGGGACAUAUCUCCAAGGAAAGGGAAUCUGAUCUUUCAAAGGAAAUGGUUGCCCCUCCACACACACGUGUGGUACGUGAUCGUGGAAUGGACGGGACCCAUAUUUGGAAGAUGGUCCUAGACCAAGCGUUGCUCGGGGAGCCCAAGUUUUGUUCUAACUAGUGACCAUGAGCUGCAACUGUUCAU